AUGGGCCUCCUUUCCGCCAUGAGUCGCGGAGUCAUUAACUCCAGCGCGAUGAACACGCACAGGAACGCGUCGACGUUCCGCGCGUCUCGCGCCACCCCGGUCGUCAAGGCGACGUCCGCGUUCGCGCGCGCCGAACGCUUCGGGGGAAUGCGCCCGCUUCCGGCGGCGGCGGCGACGCUCGCGCCUCGCGCGACUUUCCGCGCGCCGCGCGACUUCGCCCUCCGCGUGUACUCCGCGGAGUCCACGACCGCGGAGAUGGAAGACGAAGAACUCGACCCGUUGCUGAGCAAAGUCGACGCGCUCUUCACCGGCGCGGACGCCCUCGCCGCGGACGUGGACGAACUCUUCGACGACGACGACGAAGACGACGAAGAAGAUUACGACGACGACGACGAAGACGAGCCCGCGGCGGCGAAAAACUCGGACCCGAACCACAUCGACAACUUCCCCAUCUCCGUGUUAACCAAAGCGGCGCUUCGGAAGCGCGGGAUCGAGUCCCUCUUCCCGAUCCAGAGCGCGGUGCUCGCGCCCGCGCUCGAGGGCCGCGACAUCGUCGGCAGGGCGAGGACCGGCACGGGAAAGACGCUCGGGUUCUCGCUUCCGAUCAUCGAGUCCUUGCUCUCGAACCCGUCGGACGCGCGGAACCGCCGCCCGCGGUGCAUCGUGCUCGCGCCCACGCGCGAGCUCGCGAACCAGGUCGAGGCGGAGAUUCAGCUCACGGUGCCGUCGAUGAGGACGGUGUGCGUCUACGGAGGCGUCGCGAUCACGAAUCAAGAACGCGCGCUUCGGAACGGGGUCGACUUUGUCGUCGGCACCCCCGGGCGUCUGAUCGACCUCAUCCAGCGCGGGUCGCUUCAGCUCCAGGACAUCGAGUACUGCGUCCUGGACGAGGCGGACCAGAUGCUCGCGGUCGGGUUCGAGGAGGACGUGGAGCGGAUCAUGCAAGAGAUCCCGGAAGAGCGGCAGACGUUUUUGUUCUCCGCGACGAUGCCGUCGUGGGUGAAGCAACUCACGCGGAAGUACCUCAAAGAGCACGUCAACAUCGACCUCGUGGGGGACAGCAAGCAGAAGGUUGCAGACACGAUCGAUAUCUUGUCUUGCGCGUGCUCGCACCAGAGCAGGACCAUGAUUCUCGCGGACUUGGUCACCGUGUACGGCAAAGGCGCGAAGGCGAUUUGCUUCACGCAGACGAAGCGCGAGGCAGACGAGGUCACCGCCGCGCUCGGUCGUCGCAUGGCCACGGAGGUGCUUCACGGGGACAUCGCGCAGGCGCAGCGCGAGAGGACGUUGAAACGGUUCCGUGACAACCGUUUCAGCGUCCUCGUCGCCACCGACGUCGCCGCGCGCGGUUUAGACAUCACCGACGUCGACCUCGUCGUGCACUUCGAGCUCCCGAACGACACGGAGUCUUUCGUGCACCGCUGCGGACGCACCGGCCGCGCGAACAAGCGCGGGACCGCGAUCGCGAUGUUCACCCCGCGGGAGAACUACCGCCUCCGGACGAUCGUGCGCGAGACUGGGGUGACGUUCAAAUCGAUCAACGCGCCGACGCCCGCGGAGGUGAUGACGUCGUCCGCGGUGCAGGCGAAGCACGAGAUGUCGCUCGUGGACGACGAGCUCCUUCCGUACUUCACCCCGACCGCGGAGGCGAUCCUUGAGGAAGUCAGGGCCGCGGGCGGGAACGGGCGGUCCGAGGCGGAGACGCUCGCGGCCGCGCUCGCGGCGCUGUCCGGGCACACGGAACCGCCGCCGCCGCGCUCGUUGCUGACGUCCGACGUCGGCCUCACGACGAUGGUCGCGAAGGGGCACAUGCUUCUCCCGCGGGAUUUGCUCCGCGCGCUCUCGAUGGUGAACCGCGCCGCCGCGGACGGCGUCGGGCGCAUCCGCAUCUUGGCCGAUAACAGCGGGCUGUGCUUCGACAUGAAUCACACGAUCGUGAACGACGUCAUCGCAUCGGCGGAGGAGCUCGAGGGGAUGGAGCUCUCCGUGUGCGCGUCGCUUCCGGAGCUCGUCGAAGAGAGGGAUCGCUUCGGCGGCGGCGGCGGCGGGAGAGGCGGAUUCGGUGGCCGCGGAAGAGGUGGCGGGAGAGGUGGCGGUCGCGGCGGUCGCGGCGGUCGCGGCGGCUUCGAUCGCCGCGGCGGCGGCGGCAGGUUCCAGCGCGGCGCCGACGGGAGCUUCCAGCGCGGCGGCGGCGGCGGCGGCGGCGGCGGCGGCUGGCAAGAGCGCGGUGGCGGCGGCGGCGGCGGCGGUUACUCCGAUCGCCGACCGAGCUACAGCGGCGGCGGCGGGGACAGAGGGGGAUCCUCCUACUCUCGUGGAGGGGACAGCGGCGGGUAUCGCGGCGGCGGCGGCGGCGGCGGAUCGUACUCGUCCGGCCGCGGCGGCGGCGGCGACAGGUACGGUGGGUAUUAG
This is a messenger RNA of Micromonas pusilla CCMP1545, 2412 nucleotides long. Its product is annotated as DEAD/DEAH box RNA helicase. The record is from RefSeq and is a predicted model, not a curated record. Gene Ontology annotation, molecular function: helicase activity; RNA binding; ATP binding. The transcript has a single exon. NCBI's taxonomy places the organism in Eukaryota, Viridiplantae, Chlorophyta, Mamiellophyceae, Mamiellales, Mamiellaceae. Bases 1 to 2412 code for a protein of 803 amino acids.